Exserohilum turcica Et28A is the source of this 312-nucleotide messenger RNA. RefSeq lists its product as uncharacterized. NCBI's taxonomy places the organism in Eukaryota, Fungi, Ascomycota, Dothideomycetes, Pleosporales, Pleosporaceae. The transcript is spliced from 2 exons. The record is from RefSeq and is a predicted model, not a curated record. Bases 1 to 312 code for a protein of 103 amino acids.
AUGAGUAUCAAAACAGCUGUUGGCAAAGCUGGUCCACAGAAGAUUGGCAAAAUGGUCAAGUUCCACGCAUGGCUUUACGACGUAGCCUCGGGUUUCCGUCAAUCCGCUAAGUGGCUCUAUCUCAAAGUUAAUGGCUCUUAUAUUGCCUCAGCCAACAACACUAACGAGAUGUUUGCCAAUUGGGACGUUUCGAAAUAUGAUCAGAUUGAGAUGUGUUUCUAUCCAACAAACGUCAUAUUCGACCAGCAAUUCGACUGGCAAGCUAGCUUGGAAAUCUGCGGCGUUAGCAGGUUGGCAUCACUCAUAAAAUAA